GUCCCUCCCCCGCCUCCCGCCCCAGCCCCCGCCCCCGCUCCGGCCGCUCCUGCCACCGAAGCUAUGGCGCUCGUCUCCGCGCCCGCGCCCGCCGCGGUGUGGACGGCUGUGUCGCCGCCGGCCGAGGCGAACGGGAGCUCCGACAGGAAGAAGAAGAGGAAAGCGGAGGACGGCGAAGGGUGCAGGACGUGCAGCUGCAAGAAGUCCAGGUGCCUGAAGCUUUAUUGUGUGUGUUUUGCUUCUGGGUCACAGUGUUCUGAAUUAUGUGGCUGUGACCCAUGUUAUAACAAGACUAUUCAUGGUGUUCAACAGAAUACACCACCAGGCUUGCCUUUGCAAGUUGUUCGACCAGCAGAGGGUGGUCAAAAUUCAGCGGAAUUUGCAAGAUACCAAAUUGAUUUUUUUAGAAGAAAAUGCACUUGCAAAAAGUCAGGCUGCCUUAAGAAAUACUGUGACUGCUAUCAGGGAGGGGCGGGAUGCUCCAUCAACUGUAAAUGCGAUGAUUGUAAAAAUCCAUAUGGGAAAAAAGUUGGUGUUAUUUUGGAUGGUAAAAGUAUUCUUGCCGCACCCACACCUACCCCAAAUGAAAGGAAUGGUGCGGAAGUUAUCUCAAGUGAUGAUGAUGAUGAUGAUGAAGAUGAUUAUUACAUGAAUCGUCCACUGUCACCUAUCCCCCCAUCUCCAGUAUCCAGAGAGUCUUCAUUCCAGCAGGAGACUCUAGUGGGCGUUGAAGUUCAUACUGUGAAUGGGCACCUGUACCCGAAACCGCUGACCCAGGUGCGGCCAGAGUCAUGGCAGCUCUCGAGGAGGCCUGCCGAGGAAGCACGGGGAGAUCAAUGGCGCUACAUGAGGAGGCCCAGCGAGGACGGAACAUCCGAUGCCAUGGAAGGACACGCUGACCCCAAGUUUCAUCAUCAGAGAGACAGCAACAAUAAACAGCGGGAGAGCCAUGCCGACAACAGGUUCAGCAUCCCGCGGUGCAUCGAGGUGAUGAACGGCAUGGCGGACCUUUCGCCGGUGGACAAGUCGCUCGCCCCAGACGUCUUCUUGGAUCCAAGCAACCGGGAGAUUUUCCUGUCGCUGAGUGUAGAUAUCCGGACCAUGUGGCUGAAGCGAAAGAUGAGGAGCCUUGUGUAGAGAAUAGUAGCACCGCCGCGCGAUUCUUUUUCUCAGUCAGGAGUAAUAACACUUGAAAUAAGUAAUGCGGUGUGUGCUGUAGAUAUCCCUAGUCUCUUCUGAUUAUGAGUUAUGUGUUUGAUGUGUAUCUAGCACCGACUAAUCUAUUUAUGGUAAAUCUAUAUUGGGACCCAGCCUGUUCGCCGUGC
This is a messenger RNA of Triticum dicoccoides, 1325 nucleotides long. Its product is annotated as protein tesmin/TSO1-like CXC 2. Bases 64 to 1137 code for a protein of 357 amino acids. NCBI's taxonomy places the organism in Eukaryota, Viridiplantae, Streptophyta, Magnoliopsida, Poales, Poaceae. The record is from RefSeq and is a predicted model, not a curated record. Gene Ontology annotation, molecular function: DNA-binding transcription factor activity. The transcript has 6 exons.